AUGUUGUCAGCAGGUUCGCCUAAGAAAUCAUCCAAGAAGUUACCUAGACCAGUGCCUUCGACUCCAUUUCGUGUUCUCGACGCACCUCUUCUCAGAGAUGAUUUCUACUGCUCUACGUUAGCAUAUUGCUAUACCGCUCGAGUCCUAGCAGUUGGGCUUGGCCACAAGGUUUACAUAUGGUCUGAAGGAACUCAUGUACAGCAUCCUCCAUUUAAGGACUACCCUGUUUCAAACCAUGUGACGUCCUUGUCCUUUUCAUCCCAGUUAGGUGGACAUAGCAUACUGGCGGUUGGACGACAUGGCGGUCAAGUUACACUAUGGAGCACCUUUGAUUCGGAACCACGAUUUGAGAUCGAGAUCCCCAACGCUGUGUCUAAUGUCUGCUUUAAGGGUCGUACCACUCGCAGGCCCUCAAGCCGGCUCGGUUCAUCGUCUGCGGACGUGGAAGAACUCGCUAUUGGUGACGAACGAGGGCAAAUUUGGUAUUAUUCUGUGGAGUGGACAAGCACUAAAUGGCGGCAACGCUAUAAGUGGAAUGGUGCGAUGGUUCUCCUUGCGAAGAUCAAAGCACACACGCAGCAGAUUUGUGGGAUGGCAUGGUCUCCUGAUGGGAGAUACUUGGCCACAGGCGGAAACGAUAAUUUUUGUUUACUCUUUGACACUAUUGAACUUAUUAGGAAAAUAGAACAAAAUCAGUCAGUUUCCGCUGAAAGGGCUGGUAACCCUGGGGCAGGCUGUGCGUUCUCGGAUAAAUUAUAUCUACUUCAGUCUUACCUGCAAUGUGGAAACUCCCGAGGAACGAAUUCUAUCAACAGUGCCAUCUUGGACGCAGGCUCUCCUGAAUCGAGACGCACGGUCGAAGGUUCUCCUCCAAAGAAGGCGAUCCCUAUACCUAUAGAUUCACAUAAGCACAAGUUCUUGCAUGCUGCUGCUGUCAAGGCCAUCGCCUUUUCUCCAUGGCAACCAACUCUCCUAGCAACAGGUGGCGGUACAAAUGAUAGGUGCAUUCGAUUCUACCACGCCACUUCGGGCGCAUGCUUGGCUAUCAUCAACGUCUACGCGCAAGUUACCAGCUUGAUAUGGAGCAAGACAAGGCGCGAGAUAGCUGCUACCUUUGGAUACGCGUCACCCGAACACCCUUACCGUAUAGCCGUCUUCGCGUGGCCAAGUUGCCAACAGGUAGUAGCUAUACCGUGGUCAAUAGCCACGGGUCACGAAAGAUACGGUAGUGGGGUACCAGGCGAUUGUGGCCGCGCACUCUGGGCAAUAAGUUAUCCCGGUGGUCCAAACGAGAUGGCCCAUCAACUCGCCGAACCCCCAACCACCCGCAGACACCCUGGCCAUGGUCUUAAUAGAAGCGAUGUCGGCUCAGAGGAUUCCCAGACUGCGCAGUCCAACAGGGAGGGGGAUACAUGGUGGUCGCGCACUGCAGAGGAAGGGUGCAUAAUCGUAGCCUCUAGCGAUGAGUCCGUGAAGUUCCAUGAGGUUUGGAGCGGGACUCCUAAGAGCAUUGCUGGUACGAGUGGUCUAUUGGGCGGAAGUGCUAUUUUAGAGGGCUUGGAAGGAAUUGAGAAGGAGACGGAGGUUAUUAGAUAG
Messenger RNA from Arthroderma uncinatum, 1596 nucleotides. RefSeq names its product meiosis-specific APC/C activator protein AMA1. The transcript has a single exon. NCBI's taxonomy places the organism in Eukaryota, Fungi, Ascomycota, Eurotiomycetes, Onygenales, Arthrodermataceae. Gene Ontology annotation, biological process: anaphase-promoting complex-dependent catabolic process; positive regulation of ubiquitin protein ligase activity; positive regulation of anaphase-promoting complex-dependent catabolic process. Gene Ontology annotation, cellular component: anaphase-promoting complex. Bases 1 to 1596 code for a protein of 531 amino acids. Gene Ontology annotation, molecular function: protein binding; ubiquitin ligase activator activity; anaphase-promoting complex binding. The record is from RefSeq and is a predicted model, not a curated record.